Messenger RNA from Hypomesus transpacificus, 1015 nucleotides. It is a transcript of the gene bloc1s3, whose product is annotated as biogenesis of lysosomal organelles complex-1, subunit 3. Gene Ontology annotation, cellular component: BLOC-1 complex. NCBI's taxonomy places the organism in Eukaryota, Metazoa, Chordata, Actinopteri, Osmeriformes, Osmeridae. The transcript is spliced from 2 exons. The coding region runs from base 99 to 692 and encodes 197 amino acids. The record is from RefSeq and is a predicted model, not a curated record.
CACAUGUUUUCCGAUUCCACAUUCGAUUGGUCUUUUCUUUAUAUUCGGCGUUACUUCCUGCUCGUGACUCUUGUUAAAUGUGAAGUGUUCUAAGUAAAAUGGCGAGCAACAAAUACCAGAUAGUGGUGCAAGGAGAGGCUUCAGAGACAGACUCGGACGACGAGGUGUACAUCACCUCCCUCUCCGCUCCCUCCGCGGCCGCAGCCGGGGUUAAGGUUCCCGGCGAGGCCUCAGAGACCGACAGCGAAGAAGAGGUUGAGAAAGCACGGAAAUUCGUUAUCGCCUCCAGUUCGGAGAACGCACGGACACUACAUAAGGAGCUGCCUCCGCUCAUUGUGAUCAGAGACAACCCAGACAUUCCAUUGGUAUUGGAGGACCGCCCGGUUUCUAGGCCCGAGCCUACCGAACAGUUCAAUACCCUUCUGCAACAGAAACUACUGGAGAGUAACGGGCGGCUGUGCACCGACGUGACCCAGACCCUCCGACAGGUGUACGGUAAUGCCACGAAAGAGAUCCGCGUGGCCACCGGUCACCUGAACAACUCGCAGAGCGGCAUCAUCAACGCUUCUCACAGCAUCCGGCUAAUCCUCGAGGACCUCAAAUCCGUCUCAGAGAAAAUUGACAUAAUCACCAGCUGUCACUUAUUGCCAGAUAUUACUAUACCCAGCACCGAGAGUCUGCCUGGUCAGUGAGGUGAGGUAUAGGAUUUUCUACCCAAUGACAAUGAUGGGACUGUAAUACUGCGUUCACAGUUCAACAAGUGAAGACAGGAUGGGAGGAGAUUGAUGUCGCUUCACCUUCAGAAUUAAUGCAUACCUGUAGCUAACAGCCCCUUCUAGUGGCCUAAUGAAGUAAUGCAUGUGAUAUGAUGCCUGUAGCAUAGGCCUGAGGAUUAGUGAAGGUACAGAAUGGACAGAAUUGUCAUGAUUGAAAUGGUUUGCCACGUGUUAACAACAUUGAGCUUAUAAAUAUAGUCUAAAUAGCAUUUAAUAAAAUAAUAUUCUAUUAAGAUUGA